AUGGUUUCACGAAAUUGUUUGAAUGCCUACUCUGGGCCAGAUGCUCUUCGAAACUAUUUCGACCCCGAUCACCAGCCGAUGCUUCCUCUUGUCGAGAUUCCACCAACUUUGAACCCGUACUACCAGGAUGGGGUCAGAAUACACGCAAAGAUGAUGUCUAUGCAUCCGUCGAACAACGUCAAGAUCAUGCCUGCGUUGAACAUGUUAACCAAAGAGGUUCAUCCGGAGAAGUCGAAAACAGUAGUUGAGUAUAGCUCGGGAUCUACAGUUAUUUCCUUAGCACUGGUCUCUCGUAUAAACCACGGGAUACAAGAUGUUCGCGCGUUUCUAAGCAACAAGACUUCGGCUCCAAAGCUCCGGCUCAUGCAAUUCUUCGGUUUGGAUAUUACUCUCUUUGGAGGUCCGUCUCAGCCGGAACCGCAUGACAAACGUGGCGGCAUCCAUCAAGCGAGGAUGAUGGCCGAGCAAGACGAAGGGAUUCUGAACGUCAACCAGUACGAAAAUGAUGCGGUGAGCUAUCCGGUAUACCUUUUCCAGCGCAUCCUUUACUUACGUUCGAAGAAUUGGCAAUCGCAUGUCAAAUGGACUGGACCGCAGAUUCACCAACAAUUACCUAGCAUCAGUCUCAUGUGCGCUGGGAUGGGUACCUCUGGCACCAUGACGGGUCUCGGCCAGUACUUCAAAUCGGCCAAGCCUUCUGUCAUUCGAUUAGGUGUAUGCACUGCCGCUGGCGAUCGGGUACCGGGGCCCAGAUCGCUUGCUCUUCUAAGCCCUGUGGAAUUCCCGUGGCGCGACUCUGUUGAUGCUAUAGAAGAGGUCGGAUCAAAGGAUGCUUUCGGCUUAUCUCUACAGCUCUGUCGGUCAGGACUAAUCUGCGGCCCCUCUUCGGGUUUCAACUUGCAGGGGCUCUUUAAUUACCUCGAGAGGCGGAAGAGCUCAGGAACAUUAUCCGAGCUUGCAGGUGCCAACGGGUUGAUUGACUGCGCCUUCGUUGCUUGCGACGGACCGUACCAGUACAUGGAUGAGUACUUCGACAAGCUGGGUAGUACUGCUUUUCGACCCAUACACAACGAGAACCUAGCUGCAGUUGACCUAUACCGCUACGACGAAGCAUGGGAACUUACUCCUACACGAGCGCUGUCACAGUUUGCCGAUAACGUUGAAGAACGCACUGGCGCUGUCUUGCUUGAUCUGAGAAAGCCGGAAGACUUUGUUACGAGUCACAUUCCAGGAUCAUACAACCUGCCGCUACAAAGCCUCAACGCGUCUACGCUGAGCCCCUUCUUAGACGCUGUGGUCCUCGAGAAGCAAUGGAGAGAGUUAGAGGCUACAUUCACACCCGAUCGCAUCAACGCGCACGAUCUUGUUGGGAAAAACGUAUACAUCGUUUGCUAUGGUGGCGAUACUGCCCGCGUUGCCACGAGCGUGCUUCGGGCAAAAGCCAUUUCAGCGAGCAGCGUGAAGGGUGGCAUCACUGCAUUACGGCAGGAGCUACCGAACUUGCAGAUGAAUGAGCGCGGAAGAGGCCUGAUACAGCAAGACUGGCUUAAGAUGCCGGAGGUCGCUACCAAAGAGUUGAGGGCUGAUUCAUUGUCUCCGCAAGUUCGUAGCCUGGAUGGCAUCGUAGUGUAG
This is a messenger RNA of Alternaria postmessia, 1632 nucleotides long. RefSeq lists its product as uncharacterized. Gene Ontology annotation, molecular function: cystathionine beta-synthase activity; cysteine synthase activity. NCBI's taxonomy places the organism in Eukaryota, Fungi, Ascomycota, Dothideomycetes, Pleosporales, Pleosporaceae. The record is from RefSeq and is a predicted model, not a curated record. The transcript has 6 exons. Gene Ontology annotation, cellular component: cytoplasm. The coding region runs from base 1 to 1632 and encodes 543 amino acids.